GCGAGGAACCGACUGGGAUGGACAGCAACGAGAGCGUGUACGAAGGGAGCGGGUCGAGUUUGGUCGUGCUAGGACUGGCCACAGCGGCACCGGAGCAGCGGCACCGGAGCAGCGGAACCGGAGCAGGCGGACGGCAUCGAACCGUGGCGCACGGACAAGCAUCUCUUGUGUUAUCAAUUAUUUUCCCGUUUUUUUCCUGAAUACAGGUGUUGGGUGUAUGUGACGACGUCACUGGUUUUGUAGAGAGACGCGGCAGAGAUGGCGCGGAUAAUCCU
Molecule: messenger RNA, 275 nt
Organism: Ectocarpus sp. CCAP 1310/34
Lineage: Eukaryota; Phaeophyceae; Ectocarpales; Ectocarpaceae
Source: the annotation of a GenBank genome assembly